This is a messenger RNA of Rhinocladiella mackenziei CBS 650.93, 1905 nucleotides long. RefSeq lists its product as uncharacterized. The record is from RefSeq and is a predicted model, not a curated record. The transcript has a single exon. Lineage: Eukaryota; Fungi; Ascomycota; Eurotiomycetes; Chaetothyriales; Herpotrichiellaceae. Bases 1 to 1905 code for a protein of 634 amino acids.
AUGCCUCCCCGGCAUUUUUCUCGGUACAUAUUUUUGGGUGCAGUCUUGCUCAUCGGCAUCAUAAUCAUACCUUCCACAUCAAGAGCACCUCAGAGUGUCGCAGGCGACUUAUUCACGUACCCAGAAGGCCUUCGAGGGGCAAUCCCCAAAUUUAAUGUCCCAAGCUUCCGUUUCUCGUUCCAGCAUUCAGCCCACAGACCUCCCGAGCAAAAGAACAGUACGCACGACGAUAGCUCAUGGUACAGCGAUUGGAAAUGGUUGAAUCCAUUUUCCUCUUCUGUCACUCUCGACGAAGAACGUAUAGUCCUCCCUCCGUUGGCCGAGCGAUCUCCUGUCUAUACGUUCUACGAUUCGACGAUCAAAAGAGAUGAGGCGACCAGGAAAGCCGAUAAAGAGUUGCUAUUAACAUGGCGUCGGGCUUGGUGGGCUCAUGGAUUUCGCCCUGUCAUUCUGACGGAGGCUGAAGCUAUGAGUCAUCCAUUGUACCAAACACUACACUCGAAAGGCAUGCCCGCAGCUUUGGAACAAGAGUUUCGCCAAUGGUUGGCGUGGGGUCAUAUGGGGACGGGAAUGCUCUCCAGCUGGUACUGUCUUCCCAUGGGCGCAUAUGACGACCCUCUUCUGUCUCAUCUACGUCGGGGACAGUAUACUCAUCUCACCAAGUUCGAAGGCUUGGGGUCCGGCCUCUUUGCCGGAGAGCAAUCCCAAGUCAACGAUGCAAUAAAAGCGGCGCUGGAUAGUGUCAAGUUAAGUUCAUUCAAAUCAAUUGUCGACGCGAUAGAUUCAGAACGCUUCAAGACCGAGAAGCCGACAUCAAUUGCCCAUUAUGAUUCGCAGACCAUUACCCACAAGUAUCCUGUUCUGGCCGAGCAACUCGUCCAAGAUCCCAACAAAGGCCGACUCUUUCUCAAUCAACUCAUAACUGCUCAUCUUCACACCAUAUGGCAAAACACUUUCAGCACCGGAAUUACAGUUUUACAACCCCUUGCUGCUCAUACGUUCGGCCUGGUCAAGCCUUCGAUGGAUUUGGCCCGACUCCUAGCCGAAUGUCCAAGUUCUAUUUUGCAGUCUUCUUGUCCACCCAAUCGACCCAAGUGCAGUCCCUGUGUAGGUUCCAAGUUGAGAAUCAACACCGCCCCAUCCUUCCGGAAUACUUCGUCUCUGUUCACCAUUGCCGUUGUUCCCCAUCCCUAUACCAUGAUUACUCUCACCAAUCAAUCGGACACAAUAUCGGUCGCUCACAUUCGACGUCACACGGAACGGGAUCCCUGGAUUUCUGCAGUUACUCGAGAUCUUCUGGGCGAUGCUCGUGGAGGUCCUAGUCGUGUAGUGAGUUUGAAAGAUGCCGUCGCCUCCGAGUAUGGUUCCAGCCGAUCUUUGUGGUUUACGACCGAGCACUUCCCAGCAUCUUUCAAUCCGCCACUACCUCCUCCGAAGUCCCCAACCAACGACGCUCAUCCGGCACAAGAAAAGGUUGCUCCUUUCCCAGAAGACUGGCUUGAGCAUCUUGAUUGGCACUUUGGAUUUCCCGUCCCAAGGACGGUCAUAUCUCAUGGUGAAUCUCUCCCUCCAGUUCCAGGACCUGAGCGUUGGGCCACAUCUCCUGCUGGUCUACCAGCCGAGCGUAAGAAGGGCUCUGACCCAGACCCGCCUACAGACGAGCAGGCGGCAAUCGAAGACGCGCUUAUACGUAAGGCAAGGGAGACUAUUAAUAGUAAGGACCAGACGGUGCUCAGGAUCCGUAGCGUGGCGGAGGCAUGGAACAUGGCUGAUACUGAGGCGUGGAAAUUUGUCAAGAGUUAUCGCGCUCGUCAAGUCGUGGAGAGAUUGAAGUUUGAAGAAGAAGAGUCUGCGUAUGAGACUGGAGAGGGUGUAAGAGGCUACGCUCGCUGGUGGGGCUCAUGA